This is a messenger RNA of Podarcis lilfordi (Lilford's wall lizard), 408 nucleotides long. Lineage: Eukaryota; Metazoa; Chordata; Lepidosauria; Squamata; Lacertidae. The record is from the annotation of a GenBank genome assembly.
AUGGAUGCUAUAGUCCAGGAGUUUCUUCUGUCUACCUUCAGCCCUUGUAGUGGUUCCAGAAUAGCAAUGGAAACUGUGUUUUAUAAUAAAGUAUUGUCCCAACUGCAAUGGGUUGGCUGCACUGACCAGCAGCACUUUCAGAAUUCCCAUUAUUUGAGAACAAAGCAUAUUAAGACAUCCUUCCCCAGCCUGGCACUUGCCAGAUGUUGGGACUGCAGUUCUCAUAAUCCUUUACCCAUUGUCAUGAUGGCUGGGGUUGAGGGCAGUUGGGAGUCUCAACAUUUGGAGCACCAGCCUGAGGAAGGCUACCUGAGGGAAAGCCUUUCCUUGAAAGCCAUGCCCAAAACAAUCCUAGUGCCACAUUUAUUUAUUUAUAUUGAUCAACACUUGGGCGGAGGGGCAGAAUGA